Trichosurus vulpecula (common brushtail) is the source of this 2284-nucleotide messenger RNA. Its product is annotated as casein kinase I-like. The transcript is spliced from 6 exons. Lineage: Eukaryota; Metazoa; Chordata; Mammalia; Diprotodontia; Phalangeridae. The record is from RefSeq and is a predicted model, not a curated record. Gene Ontology annotation, cellular component: cytoplasm; nucleus. Bases 598 to 1596 code for a protein of 332 amino acids. Gene Ontology annotation, biological process: negative regulation of canonical Wnt signaling pathway; peptidyl-serine phosphorylation; signal transduction. Gene Ontology annotation, molecular function: ATP binding; protein serine/threonine kinase activity.
AGAGCAAGGAUAGGAAUAAAACCAGGAGAUAGAGGCCUCCUUCUCAACUUCUUGCCACUGGCUUAGAAUGGAGCUACCUGUGUACUUUGGCUGGAAGAACCUCUGACAAGUUAAAGGAAGGAAGGAAGGAAGGAAGGAAGGAAGGAAGGAAGGAAGGAAGGAAGGAAGGAAGAUAGAAAGAAAGAAAGGAAGGAAGGAAGAAAGGAAGGAAGGAAGGAAGGAAGGAAGGAAGGAAGGAAGGAAGGAAGGAAGAAAGAAAGAAAGAAAGAAAGAAAGAAAGAAAGAAAGAAAGAAAGAAAAGAAGGAAGGAAGGAAGGAAGAAAGAAAAGCAAGGAAAUUAGGAACCUCCUUGGAACAGUUGAUGGCAGUGUCUUGACCCAAAAGCAGACUGAAUGAGAUGAAGAAAGUAAGGGUCUACAAAGAUAUUGGAGGAAGACUUUCAUUCAAGUCUGAAGAAGCAGAAAUUUGGUGUCUGAGGUUACCACAUUCCUCAGAGAAAGGGGCUCCAAGAAGAAAGAACAACUGAAAGAAGAAAGAUGAAAAUGUAUCUGUCCUCUAAUACCGGGGGAGAGUUUAGUAGUAGGAUUCCAACAAAGGAUGAAUGUCAACAAAAACACCGAGUCUCCAUUAAUUUUUGGAGGAAAAUAUAAACUGGUGCGGAAGAUCGGGAAUGGCUCCUUCGGAGACAUCUUCCUGGCCGUCAACAUCAACAAUGGCGAGGAAGUGGCUGUGAAGCUUGAAUCACAGACAUCCAAGCAUCCUCAACUGUUCUUCGAAGCCAAACUUUAUAAGAUUCUUCAAGGGGGGUCGGGCAUUGCCCACAUAAGAUGGUAUGGUAGGGAAAAGGGUCACAAUGUACUAGUCAUGGACCUACUGGGACCCAGUCUUGAAGAAUUGUUUAAUAUAUGCUCCAGAAAGUUCACAAUGAAAACAGUACUUAUGUUAGCUGACCAGAUGAUCACUAGAAUCCAAUACGUGCAUACAAAGAAUUUUAUACAUAGAGAUAUUAAACCAGAUAACUUCCUUAUUGGCACUGGUCGUCACUGUAACAAGUUAUUCAUUAUUGACUUUGGUUUAGCCAAAAAGUACCGGGACAGUAAAACAAAGGAACAUAUACCAUACCGAAAAGACAAAAAUCUCACUGGCACUGCCCGUUAUGCCAGCAUCAAUGCCCACCUUGGCAUUGAGCAGAGUCGAGGGGAUGAUAUGGAAUCUCUAGGCUAUGUAUUAAUGUACUUUAACAGGACCAGCCUGCCCUGGCAAGGACUAAAAGCUGCAACAAGGAAGCAGAAGUAUGAAAAGAUCAUAGAAAAAAAGAUGUCCACUCCUGUGGAUACUUUAUGUAGCGGAUUUCCUCCUGAAUUUGCAACAUAUCUAACCUAUUGUAGGGGACUUCACUUUGAGGAAGCCCCAGAUUAUUUUUAUCUAAGACAGCUAUUUCGGACUCUUUUCAAGUCUCUGAACUACCAAUAUGACUACAUAUAUGACUGGAUAUUACUGAAGCAGAAAGAGACUCCGGAAACAGCCUCUUCCAGUCUUCAAAAUCCUCAGCCACAGAGUUCCACAGUUUGCCAAGCAGCAAGAGGAGCAGAUUAAGAAGAAGAGAUGAGAGCAGGCCUUAUUACAUACCAAACAUAGACAUUUUAGUUCCUAUGCAUACACUUGCCAUUGGUUGUGGGCAACCAUUUGCUGGGUGUAAAGAACUUAUUUUUAGUAUAAGCUGGCUCUUGGUGGCAAUAGUAAUGCUGCAUCCUGAGUUGUCUCUAUUGUGACUGGGAAUAUUAAUGGCAAUAGUAAAACAGUGUUCAGCUUUUUGAUUGAUUUUUUUUCAAGAUGGAAAAGGUAACUAAAUGGUUGUCAUACAAGUGCUAGCUCUGAAGAAAAUGCGCAUAUGCUGAUUUUUGUUUCCUUUCUUUUUGAACUCAGCUGCUUUGAGAUUUUACUUCAGAAGAGAGACAUGAACAUCUUUAGCCACAGUUGUGAAAACUGUCAAUGCUCAAAAUGGGGCAUUCUUGGCUUAUUCCUUCUUGGGGUCUGCAAGCUAUAAACAUAAAUAUUCUUAACCUUUUGGAGGCUUUUAUGUGUAAUCCCAGAUUCCACUUUUUAAGUAUGAAAAAGACUCUGUCUGCUUAUUAUUAUAGAAAUAACAGCAACUAAAGGGAAGAUUUAAGAAAAACUGGGUUUCCUUAGGAUUCUGCAUUAACUAAAGUUCUUGGUAUUAAAAACAAGAGCAUAUUUGUUUAGAAAUUGUAGCUAGGAUCUUACUAAUAAACUCAUAUACAAU